AUCGCCAUGGACACCGCGCUGCCGCUGUUCGUGCUGCCGCUGUUGCUCGUGACCUUCUCAGGUGAACGGCGUGCGGUGGAAGCGGUUUCGGCUUCCGCGUCCCAGAGAGCGGCAGUGCGGUCUGCCUUAUUCAAGAACUACGAUCGCGCACUGCCGCCGCCUGGGGACCAGCUGAAAGUGAGACUCUUCAUUAGCCUCUUCAACGUGGAUCUGUAUGGAUACGCGCGGGUAAUGGAGAUUCAAGGCCUUAUUUACAUUGCUUGGACGGACUCACGCUUAUCUUGGACAGGUAGUGACGUAGUAAAAAAUGUUUACGUUUAUACCGACGAGAUCUGGACACCUGACCUAGGAGUUCUACAUAAGUGGCAGGACGACCCAGACGAAUCGUCUCUGGUCAACACAGGGUGCUUCCUGUCGUCUACUGGCUACGUGGAGUGUAUGCCGCCUGCCUACUUUCGCUCGCACUGCAAGCCGGACAAUUCUCGCUGGCCCUACAGCAGGAACAACUGCACGCUGCGGCUCGCCUCCAAGUUGCCGAUCCAGAAGCUCAAGUUCGAACUAAUGGAGGUGGUUUUCGUUUACGAGCUUGCUUCGCGGAACUGGGACAAUUUUCAACUUUCGUCAUACACCGAAGAAGUCGGAGGGAGAUCUAACGUGGUAUUAUCGUUUGAACUAAAGAGGCAUAACUUGAUACAAAUAGCAGCUUUCGUCGCUCCAGCAUUUGUGCUGGUCCUGUUGACGGUGAGCACUUGGUUCCUGCCGAUCAGCUGCGACGAGCGCCUCUUGCUGGCGACCCUCUCCGUCUUCCUGCACUGCGCCGUCAUCGACAGCCUGUCGUACGCCAUGCCAGAGGACGGACGCAGCGCGCCGCAGGUCGUGCUGAUGUAUCGCGACCUGCUGGUGGUGGCCUGUGCGUCCUUCAUGGCUGCCGUGGGCCUGCGGAGGCUGGGCAGCCUGCGCACGCUGGACACCCCCGUGUGGCUGCCCUCCCUGCUGGAGUCCGGGCCCGCGCGCUUCCUGCUCUGCUCUCCCCAUGGCUCUCUCAGGCUGCAGGAAGAAGACGAUGCUGAGGGCCUGGUGAGCGAGGAGGAGCCAGUGGCAGCUGCCACACCCGCUCCAGCGGCGAUCCUGGCACUGCUGAUCAACCGCCUGGGUCUGGUUGCGUCGACAGCCACCUGUGUAGCCGCCCUCUCCGUCAGACUCAUGGCUUAACUCUCACCUCCUUG
This is a messenger RNA of Schistocerca cancellata (South American locust), 1226 nucleotides long. Its product is annotated as neuronal acetylcholine receptor subunit non-alpha-3-like. Lineage: Eukaryota; Metazoa; Arthropoda; Insecta; Orthoptera; Acrididae. Gene Ontology annotation, molecular function: transmembrane signaling receptor activity; neurotransmitter receptor activity; extracellular ligand-gated monoatomic ion channel activity. Gene Ontology annotation, biological process: chemical synaptic transmission; regulation of membrane potential; nervous system process. Gene Ontology annotation, cellular component: membrane; neuron projection; synapse. The transcript has 9 exons. The record is from RefSeq and is a predicted model, not a curated record. The coding region runs from base 7 to 1212 and encodes 401 amino acids.